AAAACGUGGAUACCAGAAGCCAAUCAGAACUCAAAGAAAUCUAAAGCUCCCUCCACCCCCAUAUAUCUUUGGCCCCAACCCAUCACCCGGUCAAUACUUUCCCACACCAACCCCACCUCCUCCUCGAACACCAUCACCACAAGCUCUCAUAGGCCUCUCCUCCUCCUCUCUCUUUCCCUCUCCAAAAUUCUAGGGUUGGAGUUUGGGCAUUGUCUCACCUGAAUUGUUUUCUCGUGCCUGAAAAAUGGCUGUUUCGAGCGGGUUUGCAGGGGUCAAUUUCGAGACUCUUCUCAUCAGCAGCAGCGCAGCGACCGCCUCAUCAUCGUCGUUAUCUACGCCGAAUCAAAUUUGGGUUUUCUGCAAACCAGCUCGAACCAGAAGAAACAGCCUGGUUAAGAAAAAUGGUUGGGGUUCAUCGUCAAACCCUGCGAUCAGGUGCGAGAUUGCUGCGUCGGAUGUCUUGGUUCAGACCACUGACAAUUCCAAUUCGGCUUCUUCUUCCUCUUCUAGAUCUUCCAGUCUCUCUGCUCUCGAACUGCUCAAGACAUCUGCAGCUGACAGGUAUACUAAGGAAAGGAGCAGCAUUGUAGUCAUUGGGCUUAGUGUGCACACUACACCUGUUGAAAUGCGUGAAAAACUUGCCAUUCCUGAAGCAGAAUGGCCACGAGCUAUUGGGGAGCUUUGCAGUUUAAACCAUAUAGAAGAAGCUGCUGUUCUUAGUACCUGCAACAGGAUGGAGAUAUAUGUUGUUGCUCUAUCUCAGCACCGUGGAGUCAAAGAAGUGACUGAAUGGAUGUCAAAGACAAGUGGGAUCCCUGUUUCAGAGAUUUGUGAGCACCGAUUUUUGCUCUACAACAAAGAUGCUACACAGCACCUCUUUGAGGUAUCAGCAGGGCUAGACUCCUUGGUAUUAGGGGAAGGUCAAAUCCUUGCUCAGGUCAAACAAGUUGUCAAGGUUGGGCAAGGAGUUGUAGGCUUUGGGAGGAACAUCAGCGGGCUGUUCAAGCAUGCAAUCACCGUUGGAAAGCGGGUCAGAACUGAGACAAACAUUGCAGCAGGGGCAGUUUCUGUUAGCUCUGCUGCUGUGGAACUUGCCUUGAUGAAGCUUCCAGAAUCUUCGCAUGCCACUGCUAGGAUGUUGGUGAUUGGAGCAGGCAAGAUGGGGAAGCUAGUGAUCAAACACUUGGUGGCCAAAGGAUCCACAAAGAUGGUUGUUGUAAACAGAUCGGAGGAGAGAGUUGCAGCUAUCCGUGAGGAGCUAAGCGAUGUUGAGAUAGUCUACAAACCCCUUGCAGAAAUGCUAGCAUGUGCUGCUGAAGCAGAUGUAAUUUUCACCAGUACUGCAUCAGAAACCCUAUUGUUCUCAAAAGAACAUGUAAUGGUCCUUCCGCCUGUUGGUUCAGAUGUUGGGGGUUUGAGGCUUUUCAUUGAUAUCUCCGUGCCUAGGAAUGUGGGGUCUUGCGUUGACAAUCUUGAGACGGCACGAGUUUAUAAUGUGGAUGAUCUUAAAGAGGUUGUGGCUGCCAAUAAAGAGGAUCGGCUGCGGAAAGCAAUGGAAGCUCAAACAAUAAUUACUGAGGAAUCAACACAAUUUGAAGCUUGGAGAGAUUCACUGGAGACAGUUCCCACUAUCAAGAAACUAAGGGCGUAUGCUGAAAGAAUCAGAGUUGCAGAACUGGAAAAAUGCUUGUCAAAAAUGGGUGAUGAUAUCUCAAAGAAAACAAGAAGGGCUGUGGACGAUCUUAGCCGGGGAAUAGUAAACAAGCUCCUUCAUGGUCCAAUGCAGCACCUGAGAUGUGAUGGGAGUGACAGCAGGACUUUGAGUGAGACCCUUGAGAAUAUGCAUGCUCUAAACAGAAUGUUCAGCCUUGAGACUGAGAUAUCAGUGUUGGAACAGAAGGUUCGAGCUAAGGUGGAGCAAACCCAGAAGUAAGCCCCCAUGCAAAAAUUCUCUCACUACGCUCCUUUCACUUCUUGAAUCUGAAUAAGAGGAAAAUUUCCUCACAUUGUCCUUGGUUUUGUUACUUGUAAAGCUUUCAUCGAACAGAUAAACGGAAUAAGGUCCCGUUUGGGGAUCUUUCCUGUUCAUUAAGUGUUGUCCGAAACUUGAGUCACUUUUAUUCAAAAUUUCCCUGGAUGUCUGCAGUGUAAUCGGCCAUUCGGAUUGUAGAAUAUAUGGGGUAGAAUGAGGUGAGCCUGAUCCAUGUAACGGACCCAGUUUCUGCGGCUGUUUGUGAAACCCUGAUAGUCCUUGUAAUUAAUAUACUGAUUAUUUUGACAUUUUGAUUGUUUUCAAUGUCUGACUUUGUUGCGAAAUUGUUCUAUCUCAAUUUGUUCUAAUGAUAUGUACGUUUU
Molecule: messenger RNA, 2355 nt
Organism: Ilex paraguariensis (yerba mate)
Lineage: Eukaryota; Viridiplantae; Streptophyta; Magnoliopsida; Aquifoliales; Aquifoliaceae
Source: the annotation of a GenBank genome assembly